Penicillium antarcticum is the source of this 360-nucleotide messenger RNA. RefSeq lists its product as uncharacterized. The transcript has 2 exons. The coding region runs from base 1 to 360 and encodes 119 amino acids. The record is from RefSeq and is a predicted model, not a curated record. Lineage: Eukaryota; Fungi; Ascomycota; Eurotiomycetes; Eurotiales; Aspergillaceae.
AUGGCCAAGACUGCCACCCACAAGCAAGUCACCAAGUCCUCUUCUGCCCGAAGUACUCCCAGCAAGACCUCGAAUCCCAGCAGCGGCAGCAUCGACAGGGACCUCCUCUUUCUCUGGUCUUGUUGCCAAAGUGCAAGCAUGCGGAUUGACUUUCCUGCCGUUGCUCAAGUCCUUGGCAUCAAACCCAAUGCCGCUCGCAUGCGCUUCGCGCGUCUGAAGACCAAGUUGGAUGCCAUGGAGGAGGAGCAGAAGCGCACCGUCAAGACCGAACCUGAGGACAACAACCAGCCUGAGGGCGCGAGUGCCGAGCAGGACAAGGUGAAAGAGGAGUCUGAGGACGCUGAAGUCGCUCAAUUCUGA